Molecule: messenger RNA, 777 nt
Organism: Cololabis saira (Pacific saury)
Lineage: Eukaryota; Metazoa; Chordata; Actinopteri; Beloniformes; Belonidae
Product: trace amine-associated receptor 1-like
Exons: 2
Coding region: 1-777 (258 amino acids)
Biological process (GO): G protein-coupled receptor signaling pathway
Cellular component (GO): membrane
Molecular function (GO): trace-amine receptor activity
Source: RefSeq, a predicted model, not a curated record
AUGUCUGUUGGGACAAUAUGUGGAAACCUUCUUGUAAUAAUCUCCAUCAUUUAUUUCAAACAGCUGCAGACUCCUACUAACUACCUCGUCCUCUCUCUGGCUGUCACCGACCUGCUUGUUGGAGUUUUAGUCUUCCCGUUCAGCAUGGCGGUCACUGUGAGCUCGUGUUUGUAUCAUGAAGAUUUAUUCUACAGAUAUUACGCAGUAUGUCAGCCUCUCACCUACAGAACCAGAAUAAAUACUCGAGUAACUCUGAUCAUGAUCGUGGUGAGCUGGAGUGUCUCUGUUGCAAUCGGGAUCGGUAUCAUCGUUGCAGGAUUCAGCCAAGGUACAUGUGAAGAAGCGUGCUCAGCUGAUCUUCUGGUGGCCAACACCAUGGGGCCGGUGUUUUCAUUCUACCUUCCUGCUGUCAUCAUGCUCUGCAUUUACCUCAAGAUUUUCCUUGUUGCACAGAAACAAGUAAACAGUAUCCACAAUGCAAAUUCUGGAGCAACUGUUAGUAAGAUGGAGAGGAAGGCCACCAAAACUCUGGCUAUCGUUAUGGGUGUGUUUCUUUUAUGUCUCUCUCCUUACUUCAUCUGUGUUGUUUUUCAGCCUCUAGCUAAUGAUCCAGCUCCCGUCCCUGUGAUUGAAUCACUGAACUGGCUGGCUUUGUCCAAUUCGAUGCUGAAUCCUUUGAUUUAUGCUUUCUUUUACAGCUGGUUCAGAUCAGCGUUCAAAAUGAUAAUUUCUGGAAAAAUAUUCCAAGAUUCAUCUGUUCACUUUUCUCUCUUUUGA